Rosa chinensis is the source of this 381-nucleotide messenger RNA. RefSeq names its product probable LRR receptor-like serine/threonine-protein kinase At2g28960. Lineage: Eukaryota; Viridiplantae; Streptophyta; Magnoliopsida; Rosales; Rosaceae. Gene Ontology annotation, molecular function: protein kinase activity; ATP binding. The record is from RefSeq and is a predicted model, not a curated record. The transcript is spliced from 3 exons. The coding region runs from base 1 to 381 and encodes 126 amino acids. Gene Ontology annotation, biological process: protein phosphorylation.
AUGGAUUUAGAUGACAGUUCCACUACUUUGGGUUGGGAAGACAGACUUCGAAUAGCAAUAGACGCUGCACAAGGAUUGGAGUAUCUGCAUUAUGGUGGUAAGCCACCUAUAAUUCACAAGGAUGUGAAAUCAGCAAACAUCUUGCUGACUGAAAACUUCCAAGCCAAAGUAUCUGAUUUUUCAAACUUCAAUCCAACGUUGUACUACCUAACAAGCAGGUUAAAUGAGAAAAGUGAUGUUUAUAGCUUUGGGAUUGUGCUGUUAGAAAUUAUCACAAACCGACCUGUUAUAUCAGGAACUGUAGAGAGAAUUCACAUUAGUCAAUGGGUUGCUUCCAUGCUUGCGCAAGGAGACAUUUACAAUAUUGUUGAUCCAAGAUAA